Molecule: messenger RNA, 1119 nt
Organism: Metarhizium brunneum ARSEF 3297
Lineage: Eukaryota; Fungi; Ascomycota; Sordariomycetes; Hypocreales; Clavicipitaceae
Biological process (GO): proteolysis
Molecular function (GO): metalloexopeptidase activity
Source: RefSeq, a predicted model, not a curated record
AUGCCUUCCAUGUCCAAGCUCGCUCUCCUGGCCCUGUUGGCCGCCGUUCCGGGCCUCGCCGCCCCGCCCGGCCUCACACGCCCGGCCGACCUGCGUCUGAUCAAGACGUCGGAAUCGGAUCCCGGGCAGUGGGUCACGGAGCAGGAGGAGUUUGAUCGUUUCAUAUCCCAGAACAUCGGAUUCAUAGACAUCACCGACGUCGAGGACGACGAGGUGCUCUCCAUCCUGUCGGCCGAUCCGUCCGGGCAGGACGCCCAGCGACAAGCCGUCACGUACCCCAAUGGCGCGCUGCACCUGGACCAAGGCAACAAGUUGCUGGCAAACGUCACCACCGACGGGCCCAAGAGCUGGCUCAAGACGUACUCGGAGUUCCACACGCGGUAUUACCAGUCCGGCACGGGGCUCCAGGCCGCCAACUGGCUGUUCAACCAGGCCAAGCAGCUCGCGGCGCCGAAUCCAGCCAUCACCGUGCAGCGCUUCAACCACACCCGCUUCCAGCAGCCGUCCAUCAUUGCGCGGCUGCCCGGAAACAGCUCCAGCCUGGUGGUCGUCGGCGCGCACCUCGACUCCAUCGGGAGCAGCCCGACGGGGAGGAGCCCCGGCGCCGACGACGACGGCUCCGGCACCGUCGUGGUCCUCGAGGCGCUGCGCGUGCUCGCGGCCUCGGGCCUCCGGCCCCGAAACACAAUCGAGUUCCACUGGUACGCCGCCGAGGAGGUCGGCCUCCUCGGGUCCCAGGACGUCUGGGCCAGCUACAAGGCCGCCGGGCGCAGCGUCGUCGGCUACCUGAACCAGGACAUGGCGGGCUACUCGCCCACCGGCGUCCCGGCCGUCUUCCAGGACUACGUCGACGCCGGGCUGACGCGCUACGUGACCGCCCUGAUAGGGGACUACCUGCACGUCAAGCCGGGGACGUCCAAGUGCGGCUAUGGGUGUUCGGACCACGCGAGCGCGCGUGCUAAUGGCUUCCCUGCGGCGUUUGUGGCUGAGGACACGUUUGAGAAUUCAAACAAGUAUAUCCAUUCUGCGAAUGACACGUAUGACAAGAUCAUGUGGCCGACUAUUCUGCUUCACGCCAAGAUGGUUGUGAGCUACCUCUUGGAAGCGUCGUACAUUUAG